Molecule: messenger RNA, 2261 nt
Organism: Phyllotreta striolata
Lineage: Eukaryota; Metazoa; Arthropoda; Insecta; Coleoptera; Chrysomelidae
Source: the annotation of a GenBank genome assembly
UAACCUCACUUUUUAACUGUCACAUUUCGUUUAACCUCAUUUUUUUAUUUUUUGAAUAACAUUUUGUAGUAAGAUACAAAACGUUUUUGUUUUUUUACCUUUAAGUGCUUUAAAAUGAAGCCCAAAAGAGGCGGAUUCAAACGGUCUUUUCAAAACAAACCUCGCAGCCAAAACUGGAGACCGCAGGAAUACCGACACGGCGAUCAGUUGGUCCAGGAAGACGUGGGGAUAACAGAGUACUUAAGCUCUAAGGAUGGAUUUUCGGGCGUCAUAAAAGCCAGGUAUUCCGAUUUCCAGUUGAACGAAAUCGAUUUGGAAGGAAAUAUCGCGAAAUUAACUAACACCGAUAUACCCAAGGACUUCUCUCUGAAGAUGGUCAAGCAGAGUUACACCGAAGUUGCAGAGAGCCCGAACAAGCACAUUCCUCAAGAUAUUUGGGAAUCCUUGAAGAAAGUCGUCGACAAUUCCGAACCCGAGCCAGUGAUACUGAAUGUUGAAAACUUGGAAAAAUCCGAACGGAAAGACAUACACGAAUGCAUAAAGAGCCAUUUCGGUAGAAAACUUAUCGUUUCCACGGUAGAGCAAGACGGAAAGAAGGUUUUGAAAUUCGAAAAAUUUGCAAAAGGCACAGUAGAUGCUCGCUUUCAGUGGCCUGAACACAUAGGAGACUACAUACAUUUCAUCGUUUACAAAGAAAAAAUGGACACCCUCGAAGCCAUAUUCAAAAUAUCCUCAGCAAUAGGAAUAGGCCCGUCUCAAUUCCAACACGCGGGAAACAAAGAUAGAAGAGCUAUUACAUCCCAAUGGUUUUCAGCGAAGAGAAUCGAACCCUGGAAACUCAUCAUAAAAACUAAACAACUGUAUAACAUAAAAAUAGGAAAUAUUAAAUUCAAAAAUGCUCCAUUGAAGUUGGGAAAAUUAAAGGGUAACAGGUUUCGAAUAGCUUUAAGAAACGUCACAGCCUCGGAUGAAGUUAUACUCGAAGCAUUGAAUAACUUGAAACAAAAUCAUUUCAUUAACUACUACGGUUUACAAAGAUUCGGAAAUGACAAAGAAGUACCUACAUAUAAAGUAGGGAUAAGUUUACUGCAGGGAAAAUGGAAAGAGGCAGUAGAUCUGAUAUUAAAACCGAAAUCCUCUGACGAUCCUAGUUCAUCUCACAGCGACAUUGUGCAAGCUAAGAAAAUUUACGCAGAGACCGGAAACGCAAGUAAAGCUUUCGCAGCCCUUCAGAAGAACAAAUCGAAAUGUGUGGAAGGGAAGCUUUUGGAAGGUUUGAAAAAUAAUAAUGAAAACGAUUACAUAAACGCCUUGGAAAAGAUUCCACGACAAAUGAGACUGCUCUAUAUACACGCCUUCCAAAGCUUGAUCUGGAACAAAAUGGUUUCGAAAAGGCUGCAGUUGUUUGGAACCAAGCCAGUUGUAGGUGAUCUGGUUUUUCUAAGUAAUUGUGAGGAUACACAAGAAGAUGAAAUCGAAGAACUUAACGAAUCUACACCUAAUACAAGCCAAAAUGAAAAAGACAUAGAAGCUAAACAAAGAGCUCGAGUAAAAGCUUUGCAAGAAAGUGAUUUAGGUAUUUACUCCUUAUUUGAUAUUGUGUUACCAUUACCCGGUUAUGACGUAACCUACCCGGAACAUAUGAAGCCUUAUUAUAAAGAAAGCGUUGAGGAAUUGGGACUAACCCUAGAAAUGACACAACAGACAGUAAAAUCUUACACGUUGUCUGGCAGUUACAGAAAAAUUUUGGGCAAAGUGGAAGAUCUUUCCUGGAACAUAGUCAAAUACAACAAACCUACGGAUAAUUUAAUCUUAUCCGAUUUACAGGAACUAAAAAAGAACGCUAAAUUGCAGACAGAUGACAACGGGCAAUACAAAGCUGUAAUAUUGGAAUUUGCAUUGGCUUCAUGCAGUUAUGCGACCAUGGUGCUGCGAGAGGUGAUGAAAGUAGAUACAUCUACUAACGCGCAAUCGAAAUUAAACAAUUACCACAGCGAGGCGGCCAGUAAAGUUGAGAAACCUCCCGAAGAAGAAGAAGAGGACGUCUCGAUGGCGCCUAGCAGUCUUUUAUCGGAUCCGGAGAAGUUCGAAUCGUUCAAAAACGCGGUUUUUAAUGUCACCACUGAAAAAAGAGCGGCUUCCGAAGAAAACGGGGAAUCGUCUAAGCGACAAAAGUUAGAUGAUACUGACAAAUAAUUUACUUGUAAAUAACACGUUCUUUUGUUGAAUUAAAAAGGUAUUUAUUUACUGUAAAAACGAGA